Molecule: messenger RNA, 4508 nt
Organism: Girardinichthys multiradiatus
Lineage: Eukaryota; Metazoa; Chordata; Actinopteri; Cyprinodontiformes; Goodeidae
Gene: csrnp1b
Product: cysteine-serine-rich nuclear protein 1b
Exons: 5
Coding region: 260-1990 (576 amino acids)
Biological process (GO): regulation of transcription by RNA polymerase II
Cellular component (GO): nucleus
Molecular function (GO): sequence-specific DNA binding; DNA-binding transcription factor activity, RNA polymerase II-specific
Source: RefSeq, a predicted model, not a curated record
GCUGCGCUUCUCGGCAGUCUGCUUCAGACAAGGGAAGCGCUUCGGCUGGUGCGGAGCCCCGGAGACAAUAGCACCGAGGACUGUCCAUACAUACACACAAAUACAUACAUAUAUGCGGGGAUACGCGCUCUGUUUUUCAGCUUUUUUUAUUUACAUGUUUUAUUCCUUGUGCCAUACGGAUUACACACCCAUCGAUCCAGUCCUUAUUUGAUUCCUAAUGGUGAUCGGAUACUUAAAUUGAUUCUUCUCACUAAACGCCAUGACUGGGCUUCUGAAGAGGAAGUUUGAGGAGGUGGGUGAGGACCCGUGCUACUCCUCUCCAUCGCCCUCUUCCCUCUCCUCCGCCUGCUCGGGCUGGGACUCAGAGGGGGAGAGCUGCUACUCAGAUACCCUGGAUUCCAAUCCCAGCAAUCCCUGCUCCCCAGCAACAAAUUUCAAUGCUACAUCCAUUCUUAAGAAAUCCAAGAGAACGUGCCGGGGCAACGUGACAUUCCACCAGGUGACUGUGUUCUUCUUCCCACGGUGCCAGGGCUUCACCAGUGUUCCCAGUCGGGGAGGUUGCACCCUUGGCAUGAUGCAGCGCCACAGUGCACGGCGUACAUACACUCUUGCAGAAUUUGCUGUGGAACAACAGCUCCUGCGCAGGGAAAAAUUUCUCAAUAGGCUUAGGGAAGAGAAGCUGGAAGCUUUGAAAAUGAAGCUGACAAAGAACGGAACCCAGGAAAGUGAAGACGCGGAUCGGCUUACGUUAGAUGACAUCCCAGAGCAUGACAUCGACAUCAGCAGUGCCAACCUGGACGAGGGGUCUUUCCUCCAGCCUUACCCUUCUAAGAAGCGCUAUGCACUGCUUAAAGCAGCUGGUGUGAAGAAGAUUGACAAGGAAGAGAAGAGGCAGCUGCAUGAACUGAGGCUCUCCAGGGAGAAUUGCGGCUGUGACUGCCAGGGCUUCUGCGAGCCUGAGACAUGCAGCUGCAGCCUGGCGGGCAUCAAAUGUCAGAUGGACCACUCUUCCUUCCCGUGUGGCUGCACAAAAGACGGCUGCGGUAACACAGAGGGUCGCAUUGAGUUCAACUCCAACCGUGUACAGACGCAUUACAUCCACACUAUCAUGAAGCUGGAGCUGGAGAAGAGGCUGGAGGAGCAGUCCAGUACAGAGGAAGAGGAGGAGGAAAACACUACAGACACCAGCACCCAGCUACCAGCGGUGCCCUCCUUCCCUUUCAGCUCGGAGCUGAUGGCAGCUGGAGAGAACAGCAGCAGCAGUGACAUGACAGACUCAUCAGAAUCGUCUGGUCAGAGCGAGGACUCUGAGGCGGGCGAGAGCCAAUGUGAGCAUCAUAGCCCACUGGACGUCGACGAGAAAGGCCUGAGCCGGAUAUUGAGUUUUAACGAUACAAGUAGUGGAGAGAGCGAGGAUAAGGAUGGUAAAAACACUUGUUUCCCAAAUCAACAGCUGCAACAGAAGCAACAGCCAUCCACAGAGACAUUCAGUAGCUUUAGCAUAGUGGACUUUGCUGAUGAAAACGACAACAUUGAUGCUGCGCUGUUGGAGUCCAUGGACGGUCACACAGACAAUCGAGUGGCAUCCAUUUCAGAACUUUUGGAUGAGAACGCUAACCAGGGAAACGGCCUUUUCCACAGCUGCAGCGUGCCGCAUACGCCUUCUCCUAGUAUCGACCGGUCGGCGAGCUAUGACAUGGACCUGAGCCUUUCUUCGGAGUCGGACCUGGAGUUCUUCGAGGGCUUCCCCUGCUUGGGGCCCAGCUCGCUUUACAAUUCCCUGAAGGAGUACGAACACAUGGACAACUAUUUCCAGUUUCAGCUGCCCAACUACCCCAGUUUCCCCGCGGCGAGCGACACAGGGACAUGCCUUCUGGAAUCCCUGAUCGGCCUCUCAGAAUCCGUCCCAGAGCCCCCAGCGACAUUUACAGACAAUCAGCUGAUGGAGGAAGCCAUGAAACUGUCUGUGAUGGAGUCUGUGAAAGUUUGACAAAAUAUAUGAACUAUAUUAGAAAGGAAAACCCCACAGGAGAUUCUGGGGUGGGGGGUUAGAAGGGGGUUGAAAAAUGCACAUAAGAUGUCAAUGGGUUUUGAGGUAGCUGUGAUUUCCCUCUUUUUUGCCUACUAAAUAUUCAGAUUCCAGACUUGCCUUCAAAAUGUUAGCAAAGCAGUUUGGGAUGAUUGCUGUGUGAGAUGGCAGCUAAGGGUUAAAAGUGGACAGAGAUCAAUUUGACCAGGCCAAUAGAAACAAAUGAAUCCUAAGAAAGCUCUGUUGACCAAACCAAGACCACCAACCGCUCGCUGAACAGGAAUCAACCUUAAAACUGUUUCCAGGUUGGUUGUUAAUCUCAACACAGCUGAAUGUUCACCUCAGGGAAUUACAUUUUUUCUAGCUUUCUAGCUUUUGGAGGCGAUGUGUGGUGACCAUUGCUGUGAUUGCCUUCAUACAAAACCCGAGUCAGUUUGUGACGUACAGUAGUUCUGUUUGUGUCCCCUCUUCUGUAGAUGACUUAAGUGAAGAAAAGCUGAAGUCUCAUCCCAGAAAGUCUUUUAAGGUACAAGAAAAAAAAAUCCCUCCCAGAGCUCCUUGAUUAGCACUUUAUCUGUGAAAAUGGCAAUGUAUGCUUAGGCAUUGUUUUGGUCGUUUGGGAUGGAUUCAACAGUUUGAUGCUAAAUUCUGGAGUUUCUUAUGUAUGGGCUGGGAUUGUUGCUCAUGUUCUUCAAAAAAGAAGCUGUAUCUGUAUUUUCUUUAUUGCUUUUGUUUUAAAUUAUUUCAUUUAUCAUUUUUAUUUAUUUCAGAUGAAGCCUCCCUUCUUUCAAACAGCACUGUGGGUUGUUUACCUUAAAGUGCAGUCUUCUUCCUUUUUCUUUCAUAUCACAUUAAGGUAUUGCUAUGGGAAAUGGAACCCAGUGGGCGGUUUUUGAUAUUCGAUAUGUAUGUAGGCAGUUGCCCUGGGUGGCAUUACAAAGGGGUGCUCAAGAACUAGUUAGAAAAUAUAACUUUUGUGCCCUGAACAAGUUUCAAAUUUGCAGGCAGAGGGAGAGUGCCCUCUGCUUUCUGCUGUACAUAGGGAGACUAGUUUACCUGCUUUGUGUGGAAUGGCAGUACAUUUAAGCCCACCCCAGAAACUCGUGUAUUUUUGAUUGGUUGGGGGGUGGCAGAAAGAAGGACAGGACAUCAUCCAUUCGAGAACCGCCACUGAUGGGACCACAAGUCCAUCCGAAAGUAUUUAAUAUCUAUUCUCUAACACCUUGUUGUAAAUUAUUUUGUUUUUAUUUCAUGAGUUAUUUAAUUUAAAGACAUUUUGGGGAAAAUUUUGGGUUGUAGUGAAAUUUACUGGAUGUGCCUGUUUAUCAGGGGAGCCAUGCCAGCAGGUGGUGUGCGCGCAGUGCUUCCAUUUAAGCUUUUGGGACUGAAAACUGUGGAAUCUCCCUAAUCACUGAAACAAAUAAAGAAAAUGAUGGUUCUAUUUGUAUUGCUGCCUAUAAUAUAACCAUAGAAAAAUUACACUAAUAUUUUCUAACUAAUAUAUGUAGGAUGAAGAAAGAAUUCUAAUCACUGACAAAUUGAAUAUUUUAUUAAGAAAGCAAAAUUAAUAAUUUUCAAUCUGAAACGACCUUUGUAAUAUAUGAACUAUAGAGAAAAUGUAUGCUUAUGAAGGUUUGUGCUCUUUAGCAUUCUGAAGUAUUUUUAAUAGGCAGCCAAACGGUUGAAUAUCUCAGAGAAAAGCCACUAAAACGUAAAUUACAAAAAAUCAAUUUGAUUGUACUCUGAAUACCUCUGAAGUCUGUGACUUGGGUUAAAAUAUGUUAGAAAUUACACAAAUAAGAAGUUUUUUUGUAUUUUAGUGGAUUAAAAACUGCAUAUAUUAUACAGUUUUAAAUCCUGAACCCUGAAAUUUGAAGAGUUGCCUCACUGAUUAACAGGCAAGACCUUUUUUGAGCUGAGGGACACUAGAGAGCUGAUGUACAUAUCCUCACCCUUUCCACAGCUGUUUUAACAGCCUUUUCUGGACCCUUUAGAAAUUAUGCAUGCAGGUCCUGUUUGUUAAAAAUCUUCUGAAUAAUUGCAUACUUUGAAAAGUGCAGAAUGCUCAUUGGAAAUGUAUUAUUCGCUUUUUGCCUUUUUUUAAAUUGAUUUCAUCCUGUAUAUGUUCAUACGCCACAAAGAUUGGCACUAUUUUUAUUGCAAUCUUUCUCUUGUGUAAAACAUUAAAUCUCAUGAAGAAAUGGCAUCAGUGAGUGUUUAUCAGUGUAAUAUAUUACAGUACAGUUUAUUAUUAUUAUUAUUAUUAUUAUUAUUAUUAUUUCAAAGAAUGUGUCUUACUUUUUUGCCUUUUUGUGUUGUGCAUAUUUCUGCUUGAAAAGGUCCUGCAGAGCAAACAAAGCUGCUUUAUUUUUUACAUAUUCACACAUUAAUCUGCUGUUCAAAAACACUUUCUUUCAUCUAAGCCAUUUUGACAGCUUGUCCCUCCAAAUGAUAAUAAAAAAAAACAUUCAUUUGUAAA